Molecule: messenger RNA, 2944 nt
Organism: Salvia miltiorrhiza (redroot sage)
Lineage: Eukaryota; Viridiplantae; Streptophyta; Magnoliopsida; Lamiales; Lamiaceae
Product: protein NUCLEOLAR FACTOR 1-like
Exons: 24
Coding region: 981-2798 (605 amino acids)
Biological process (GO): maturation of SSU-rRNA from tricistronic rRNA transcript (SSU-rRNA, 5.8S rRNA, LSU-rRNA)
Cellular component (GO): nucleolus; small-subunit processome
Molecular function (GO): rRNA binding; U3 snoRNA binding
Source: RefSeq, a predicted model, not a curated record
UUAGGGGUUUAACACAGAGCGGCGCAGCGAUCUUCUCUUUUCCUCUUCUCCCUCGUCUGCAACUCUGCAUCCUUCUCCCUGCCAGCCUUCUCCCCACCGCCAUUCGUGGUAACAACACUAAUACCAACGAUAGUAGCGACUGGUUGACGAAGCUGUUGGAGCCCGCCUCUAAGGUUAUAUCAUAUGGCGCGAACCUCCCUCCUCGACGACGAUAAAUUCGCCGCCGCCUCCCUCUGCACAACCCGUAUCCAGCCGCCGCCGUCCGGGUUUCAAACGACGAAUAAACGGUACCACCUCACUCCUCUCUCUUCACCUUUCUUACACACUCACAGUCUUGCCACCUCCGCCAUUGUUUAUCAGAUCUGAUGUGUCAUACUUCCGUGCUCCAUUGAAAGAUUGAGUCUUGAUCUCCAUAGAAAAUUCAUAAAUAUUAGCUACCUUUUAAUUAAAGAGAGAAAGAAAUGUACCACAUAAAAAAAAUAAAAAACAUAGAAAAGACAUAGAAUAACUACGAUUAAAGAGAGUCUCCAGGAAAGUACCACAUAAAAAACAUAAAAAGAAUUUGAACAACCAAGAAUUUUAAAGCAAAAAAGAAAUGAUUUUACUGCAAUAAAUUUUUAAGAUUACCCAUUGGACAACAUUGCAACCAAAUAUUCAGUGGAUAAAAAGAUGUGUACAGUGGCUGGAAAAAAAAAUUCAGUAAAAAACUGUGUAUUUAUAUAAGUAUAGAUUAUUCUUGUUUUAUUAGAGUAGCCACUAAACGAAGCUUAUAGUGAAAGCCAAACUUUCUCCUUUUUUUUUUCAGUUCAUCGUCCCCUUUCCACCUCUUUUUAAUCUCAUUUUAUUUUGUUUCAAGCUUCAAAGAGACUAGCAACCAUUUUGAAAUCUGUUGGAGAACUGCUCUAGGCGAUGAUAGUACGUCGCCUAGGCGUGACAUUGUUGGAAAAGAUAAGGACCAUGUGGAACUGAGUGAAGGUGCAAUGUCCGACACAGAUGAUUAUGAUGUAAUGUCCGACACAGAUGAAGAAGCCACAUCAAUAGCGAACGAUCAAGCCCUUUCAGAUGCAUCUUCAGUUAUAAGCAACUUUGACAAUCAUUUGAGUUACAAACUGGUAUCUGCCGAGGUGGACUCUUUAUUAAAAAGGAAAUGGAAGUACACAUGGAAGAUGCCAGCUAUUAACAUGUCAAAUUGUCAUUGGAAAGGAACAGGAGAAUGCUCUAUUAAGGAUCUGGAAACAAAUUCUCUCUCUGGUCUCAAGCCGAGGUUAUACAAGCAUUGGUUGGAAAGCUGCAAGGCAUCAAGCAGCAGUGAAUGUCAUCAAUCUAAACUAAGAUCAUUUUUUUCAAUCUGUAGCAGCUAUUAUGAUAUAAUGCACUAUAACAAGGAGCCUUUUUACCUCAAAGGAUUGGAAGAAGAUUCAAACAUCAUGGAUGCGUAUCUCAUGCAUUCGUUGAAUCACGUUUUUAAAAGCAAGGAUCUUAUGGUAAAAAAUGAAAGGAAGCUGAGUAAGAAUCAAGUAAGUGUCGAGUGCCAAAGUGUUGAUGAUGACGCUUACAGGGAUCGUGGCUUUACUCGUCCUAAGGUUCUGAUGCUUUUGCCUCUAGCGGGCAUCAUGCGCAGGGUUGUCAAGAGGUUGAUACAGUUGACUCCAACCAAACAUAAGGUGACUGUGGAAAAUUUGGAAAGAUUUUGUGAAGAGUUUGGAUCUGGACGGACUGAGAACAAGGAUGAAGAUGAUGAUCUUGAGAUCCCUAAACUCAGAACAUCUGGAAAACCACUUGACUUCCAGGUCCUUUUUGGCAGGGGUGACGACAACAACGACCACUUCAUGAUUGGCAUAAAGUAUACCAAUAGGGGCAUUAAGUUGUAUGGUGAUUUCUAUACUUCAGACAUCAUUAUUGCAUCUCCUCUCGGCUUGAUCACUAAAAUUGGGGAGGCAGAAGCUCUAAAGGAAAAAGACGUUGAUUAUCUUUCUUCCAUAGAAAUCUUAAUCAUUGACCACGCAGAUGUUAUGUUGAUGCAGAAUUGGUCCCAUGUGAAUACUGUUGUUGAACAACUGAAUAAGCUGCCAUGUAAGCAGCAUGGAACUGAUGUUAUGCGCUUAAGACCAUGGUAUCUAGAUGGACAAGCACGUUUCUAUCGGCAGACAGUAAUUUUAGGUUCUCAUACAAAUCCAGAAAUGAAUGCGUUGUUUAAUCAGCAUUGCCUUAACUACCGAGGAAAGGUUAAAUUGGAGUGCUCAUACAAAGGAGUUCUUCCAAAAAUAUUAAUUCAAGCACGACAGAUCUAUGAGCGUUUUGAUAUAGAAUCAAUAGUGGAAGCUGACAAUGCCCGUCUGAAAUAUUUCUGUGAAAAGGUCUUCCCCAAGAUAAAAGAUUCUGUUCAGGAUGGAGUGAUGAUUUUUGUCAGCUCUUACUUUGAGUAUGUCCGACUUAGGAAUUAUUUGAAAUCUCAGUCUGCUUCAGUCUGCUUGUUUGGAGAGUAUAUAAAGCGAAAUGAGAUUUCUCAUGUCAGGGGUGAGUUUUUCAGAGGAGAAAAGAAAAUUAUGCUCUACACUGAGCGAGCCCAUUUCUAUUACAGAUACAAGAUUCGCGGUGUGAAGAAUUUGAUAAUUUACUCCUUGCCAGAGAGAAAAGAAUUCUACCCACAGAUAGUUAACUUUCUGGAAGAGUCUGAUAGCAUGAAUUGCCGAGUAUUGUUUUCUCGUUUGGAUAAUCUCCGGCUUGAGAGAAUAGUUGGAUCUGCUGCAUCAAAAAGGAUGAUCGACUCGGAUAAAGGAGUGUUUGUUUUUGCUUAGAAUUUGUUUCAAAUCAUCACAAGUGGCAUGUUACCUCAACUUCGAGAUUUCAUAUUGUUCAAGAAAAUAUUCAAGUUGUGAAUGGAUUUGAGUGCAUUGCACAGUUUUGAGACAUUUAUGCAUAUUACUACUUUGUCUUAGUGUUA